AUGGGCGCAAUCCACCUCUACCUCGUCCGCCAUGGCGAGUCCGUCGACAACGUCGCGAAUCUAUAUGCAGGAUCUCGCGACGCGCCGUUGACGACUCAUGGUGUCCUGCAAGCCAGGCGCCUGGGUACUCACCUCGCGACGCGAACCGCGUCGGCCUCGGCCAGCAUCACGCACAUCUUCACUUCCAACCUCCAACGCGCUCAUCGCACUGCCGCGGCGGUUCGUGAUGCCGUCGCUGCCUCGCAUCCCUCCAACACGUCGGUGCUACACGGCUUGCAACCGUUGUCGUCCAGGGCGAGAGGGAUCGAGGUUGUGCAGCUUCCCGAACUCCGGGAAAAGCACUUUGGCACAGGCGAGGGGCAGAGGUUCGGCACUCGCUCGCGCUCUGGCUCUGGAAGACCAAGACAUGACGGUGCCGAGACCCAUGAUGCCAUGCGUAUGCGUAUCGAGCGGUUUUUUGACAAUUACCUCAGUCCCAUCUUCGCCUGCGUAGAUGCGGAGUCAGGAGAUGGUGUUGAGAGCAUUGUUGUUGUUGCUCACGGUAUCAUCCUGGGCGUAUUGGCGAGGGUUCUCCAUGCCCCUGGGAACUUUGCUCUGGUGUCCGCUCAAGAGGACCAGUUGCAAAUGUCGUGGAGCAACUCAGGUUACGUCGAGAUGCACAUCAUGACCACGCCAGCUCCUGCGAUCGCAUGGAAAGAUGCGGCGCUGACUGCCAAAUGGCCCGGUCUAUCGCUCAAGAUUGUGGCGGUCAACUGCACCGAACACCUCAAGGGGCUCAAGAAGACCCGUGGUGGCAUCGGAAGCGCAAAGUUCGACGAGAAGCAGAGGCAGCUUAGUUCGUACUUCGCGACUACGUCUAAGAAGCGCAAACACGAGACCUGA
Molecule: messenger RNA, 882 nt
Organism: Colletotrichum spaethianum
Lineage: Eukaryota; Fungi; Ascomycota; Sordariomycetes; Glomerellales; Glomerellaceae
Product: putative phosphatase
Exons: 2
Coding region: 1-882 (293 amino acids)
Biological process (GO): positive regulation of DNA repair; fructose 1,6-bisphosphate metabolic process; negative regulation of programmed cell death
Cellular component (GO): cytosol
Molecular function (GO): fructose-2,6-bisphosphate 2-phosphatase activity
Source: RefSeq, a predicted model, not a curated record